AUGUCUUCUUUCCAGGACGCCUAUCCCUGGACCACGCCAAAUGUCCCCGUCGUGGUCUCUGCGCCGAUGCUGAAAAUCGCACUCGGUCGCCUUGCGAUAUCCGUCUCUUCUGCAGGCGGUAUAGGCUUUCUUGCCGGCGGCUUCGACCUCUCGCAGCUGUCAGACAAUCUCGCUGAAGCGGCUGAGUACGCGAAAUCAACUCAUACACCCCUUCAUGACGGCCAGCUGCCCAUUGGCGUCGGCUUCCUAAGCUGGGGCGCCUCCCUCGACCUGGCGCUCGAAGCACUGCGAAAGCAUCCCGUCGCAGCAGUAUGGUUCUUCGCGCCGCUCCAUCUGUCUGACCUGCUCGACUGGGCUAAAGCGAUCCGCCAGAUGAGCAACAACAUGACGAAAAUCUGGGUACAGGUCGGUACCGUGGCGGAGGCCGUGGAGGUUGCCAAGACCACGAAACCAGACGUGCUAGUUGUCCAGGGGGGCGACUCGGGUGGCCAUGGUUUGCGUGAGAGGGCGAGUCUGAUGACGCUUUUGCCGGAAGUGCGGGACGCUUUCGAGGGGGAAGGAAUUGAGGGUAUCCCAAUUGUAGCAGCUGGUGGCAUUAUUGAUGGCAGAGGCGCUGCUGCUGCGCUGACCCUGGGGGCGGAUGCAAUUUGUUUGGGGACGAGACUUCUUGCAAGCGAUGAAGCGGAAAUCGCGAAAGGGUAUCAGGACGAAGUGCUCAGGGUAACCGAUGGAGGUGUCAGUACCGUUGCGAGUACGAUUUACGAUAAAGUUAGAGGAAUCAACGACUGGCCACAGACGUAUGUGGGCAGAGGGGUGGUGAACAGGACCUUUCUGGAUGCGGUGCAUGGGAUGGGUGAAGAGGAGAAUAUCGCCUUGUACAAAGAAGCCAUGAAAUUGGGAGAUUCGGCUUGGGGACCAGAGGGCAGGAUGUGUACCUACGCCGGGACCGGAAUUGGGCUGGUGAAGGAAGUAAUGUCUGCUCGAGACAUAGUAAGAGGGGUACAGCGGGAGGCAGUCAGAGUGUUGCAGAAGUCCGCUGUAAAGUACAAGUCGUAA
Cladophialophora carrionii CBS 160.54 is the source of this 1056-nucleotide messenger RNA. RefSeq lists its product as uncharacterized. Gene Ontology annotation, molecular function: nitronate monooxygenase activity. The record is from RefSeq and is a predicted model, not a curated record. Lineage: Eukaryota; Fungi; Ascomycota; Eurotiomycetes; Chaetothyriales; Herpotrichiellaceae. Bases 1 to 1056 code for a protein of 351 amino acids. The transcript has a single exon.